AGGGGAAAUACACAUUCUAUAUGAGGGAACUUAGGAGAACACAUGAAGCCCUACAGCCUACAAAAAUGUUUGCAACAGAUCCAUCUCUUGGAUUCCGGGACAUUUGUUUACAGAUAUUAGGAAUUCUCAAAGAGGGAAAGAAAAUUGCUAUACUAGAUGUAAAUGAGUUGAAGAAGACCAGACUGUCAUAUAUAAAAUUGCUACAGAAAAAGUGUGACAGGAUGUCAGUGGCAGUCCUCAGUAUUCUACCAAAGUAUGGCUGUGAGCAAUUGUUUUGGACUCGGGAACUGAGGUUAGCGGCAGAGUUGAGUCUGUGUGAGACAGAAGAUUGCAGCAGGUCUGAGAUUCCGCUCAAUGAUGCACGCUUAACUAAGUGGUUCAGCAAGGAUUCCGCUAGUGACAUACAUUACAAACAUGGAAUAGUUGAAAAACCGAGUGAAUUAGAUGAAUGCACAGUCUUGGAGAAAUGUGUGGGCAUAUACACCAAAUCUGUGUACAAAUUUGAGGUACCAGUUAUAUUUGUUCAAUGGGAAGUAGUAUGUGGACUGAUGACCAACAACCAUAGAAUGUCUAAAUUAUUAAAGGCAUUUGAACUGUGGACCAGUGUUAAUCAUUGUGGAAGGAUCAUAGUGAUAUGUGACGGUUCUCAGAUACAUACUGGUGAAAAAACAAAAGCUCAACAACAAAAGGACAUUGAUGAUGCCAUGACAUGCUUGACCAACCAGUUUACUGCCUGUCCAGUCUAUGUGUAUCACAUUGUUGAUCCAAAGCAAGCAGGGGGCUAUAUGGCUCCACCAAAACCAGGAAGUUUUGCAUUUCUACAACAAAGGCAUUGUCUUAACUUACAUUCAAGGAGAAGUGUUUACAUGUAUGAAACAUCUAGUCAUAUGAAAAUGGCUGAAAAUGCUGGUGUCAGACAUAUAAAGGCUUCCAGAGUGAUAGAUCAUCCAUCAUUGGUGGUAUCAAGCCAUGCAGCAUACACUCCAGCUAUUCCUGAAAUGUUAAAGAGUAAGAAGAUCUUACCAGGUCAAACCAGAAACAACCCACCAACUAUACCACUGGUUCAGCUGAAACACACAUUUUCUGAGGGUAAAAUUCAACAGAACUUACCAUAUGGGAGGUCAGAAUACAUGUAUGUUACAGACUUGGAGAACAUUCAGAGGUACAAUGAUUUAUAUGUGAAGUAUGCGACUGAAGUGGGACAGCCGGGUAGUAAAAUGUCGCCCAAGAAGAAGUGCCAUUCUACCCCAAAUAAAUCAUGUACCAGUCAAAUAAAUGUUUCUGAUACAUCAGCUGACCAAUCAAGACUCAGUAUUGCACAACGCGACCUUCCAAAAUGGAUGGUGAAGAAAGACAGAAGCCGUGAGUUAAGGUCAUCUGGAGAGGUUAGUCAAUCAGAUGGUGAUUUACAGAAGGAGAAAAAAAUUAGGAAAACUAUGUAUGUAAUGACUGAGAAAGAACUGGUGGAAGUAGCCUGUGAUAUCCUUAAACAGGCAGGCAAAGAUGACAUUGUGGAACGAUUUAUGUCAAAGAAAGACAUAGAUAGUGAUACAAAUUCAAAAAAUAACAAAAAGGAAAUAAAACCUAAUUUAAUGAAGAAUGCAGUAGAAAGAAGACCAUAUCAUCGUGAAAGGACUAAAUCCAAAAUGGAUAAAAUUGAGGCUUCAAAUGACAUAGGUGACCAGUUAGGAAGUUUUUGUCCUAAAAUGGAGCCAGAAUCAGACUUGGAAGAAAACAAUAUGAAUUCAUCAGUAAAUACAGAUAGUGAUAUGCAUGUGCCAAGUGAGGAAUCUGAUUUUAGUGAAGCAUUAGACAAAAAAGAAAAAAACAGAGUCGUUGAAUCAGAUGUUGGUGACAUAGUUGCAAGUGUAUUGGAGGAUUUCUCAACAUCACGUGUAGCACCAAAACCAUCACCGAAAAAGAGAACUAGGAUUAAAGAGGAACCAGUAUUUACCAGUGUUACACCAAGUAAACAGAGACGCUGUGAUACAUCUAACAACACUCGUAACAAUCUUGAUUUCAAAGAUAAGAGAAACUUGCAAAACAGGAGUUUGAGUGUUCAGUUUGAAGAAAAACAUAUAAACAUAAGUGAUGUUUCUCCUAAGGAAGAUGCAGGAAAGAAAAGGAAAACAAGGCACACUCCAGAUCUGUCUCAUCUUGAUGAUAUUUUCUAAAUAAUAAUAACAAUAUUUGAUGCACGCCAAUGGUAUUUUAUAGAUUGUAGAUUACAAUCACACCAUUUGAUUUACCAUCUGACAGUUGUUAGAGGCACUUGACUACAAAAUGUGCAAAAAUAUACAAAAGUGAAAUAAUAGGCAAAACUGCUGACAUUAAUAUCAGUGAUAUCAAAAAGACUUAAUCUCUUUCAAAAUCAUGCUGCAGUUAUUCCUACAUUAGAUUUUGAUUUGAUACCAGUUAUUUAUUUGCACAUCAAUAUAAAAAAUCCAGUAAUUUAGGUUUAUUCAGUCAUUGUUUACCCGCUGCCUUAUAGGGAAUUUACUCUGUAUACUUUUUCACAUUGUUAUCUAGUUAGAAGGCAAGCCUCUAAACCUAAACAUCUGUUGGGCUGAUUAUAGCACAAUUUUGAAAUUAAUAUACAAAAACAGAACUAUGAUGAUAGAAAGAAUAGUUUAUUUACCACCCUUAAGAAACUAAAUUACUGGCAUUUUGAAGCUGUGACAAAUGAACAGGUUGGUAUCUUUGCAUUUUAUAAAGGAUAAAGAAAGAUUUGUCAGAAGAAAUGCAUGUAAUAGUCAGUAACUUUAACGGUCAGACUUUUCAUAAGUCAAAUCUAAUUAGUAGAUUGUUAGGUUGAGAUAUGACUCUUGUAUCAUAUCGGUAAAUAUUCUUUUAGGUUUUAAAGGCAACUGACCGAGAUUAUCACCAGAAAAGUACAUAUAACUUUAAUAUAGUAAUGAGACAGAAAUCACUAUUAUUUUAGCUGAUAUUUUAUGAUUCUCAAGGAAUUCUCUACAUCAUGGCUGUUCUCUUAAUACAACAACAAUUAAACGUUGCCAUCCAGCCCGGGUAAAAAUCAAAACACAUUUACGAUUCACAGGGAAUGUCAGUAGUAUCUGGUAAAUAUGAAAGUAUAUAACUAUAAUUAAGAACACAUAUACAAUAUGUCGGUUCCAGUUUUGUAUUUCAAUUGUGGUUGUAUUGAGAGAACGCCAUGAUGUAGAGAAUUUCUGGAGAUUUGUCAUUUUGAUAAAGGUCGAAAUGUUAUGGAUUAAAACAUAGUGAAAACUA
This is a messenger RNA of Mercenaria mercenaria, 3249 nucleotides long. RefSeq lists its product as uncharacterized. The record is from RefSeq and is a predicted model, not a curated record. Bases 21 to 2174 code for a protein of 717 amino acids. The transcript is spliced from 14 exons. NCBI's taxonomy places the organism in Eukaryota, Metazoa, Mollusca, Bivalvia, Venerida, Veneridae.